This is a messenger RNA of Penicillium nucicola, 2256 nucleotides long. RefSeq lists its product as uncharacterized. The record is from RefSeq and is a predicted model, not a curated record. Bases 1 to 2256 code for a protein of 751 amino acids. NCBI's taxonomy places the organism in Eukaryota, Fungi, Ascomycota, Eurotiomycetes, Eurotiales, Aspergillaceae. The transcript is spliced from 5 exons.
AUGCAUCUUCUCCCACUCCUGACCUUCUGGCUCUCAAUAUCAGACACAGCGCAAUGCGCCGAGUCAUCAACAGGUCCGGAAGUGGUAUCUAGCGAAAAUGGCAAAACAUCAACGGAAGCAACAAGACUAUCCUCCCCAGCAGGGGUUCUCCUACACCACGAUAUCGCCUCGAGACUAGCUUCCAGCCCCGCAAGUGGCGUUCGAAAGAUGAGCGCCGACGAAGGCGAGAAAUUCUUCUUUGAAGAUUGGUAUUUUGAGAAUGCGAGUUCGGACUCAUUACGUGAAGUAGGGUUGUCUGGACGGGAUUUGUAUCAUGGAGAGCAGAAUGAGACAAAGGGUAGCAUGGACACUGUCGCUACAGAAACCAAUGCCGAAGCUGGCGACCAAGAUGAAUAUGACUCGUCACCGGCCCUAUUCAUUGCCCAAGCAUUCGCGUUCGAGCCUUCAUUCCCUCCACUUUCGGGCUUGAACUCCGACUCGAACACAGACUCGGCUUCUGAUGCGCUGUUCCGUCUCGAGGCGCGCAAUUUCGAAUGCCCCACUGGUACAUCGGCAUGCACGUCCAUCGGUCGAUCCGAUCGCUGUUGUGGAUCCGAUGAGACGUGCGAGAUUGUCGCGGAUACUGGACAUGGGACUGUCGGGUGUUGUCCAAGUUGGAAGAGUUGUUCGGGGACGAUUGGGUCUUGUGCGGGUGGGUAUUCGGCUUGUGCGUCGGCUCUUGGGGGUGGGUGUUGUAUUCCUGGGUAUGAUUGUGUCGCAGGGGGAUGUGCAUACAUUACGGUGAUUACCGUGACUGUUCAUUCGACGGUUAUGGUAUCAACUGUAACAUAUUCGACUAGUCCGGUGUCGAGUUCUGUCUCAUCUUCCACUGGUUCGUCAACAUCAACCUCAACCUCAAAGUCAACGUCAAAGUCAAGCCAAACAACAGCAACCGAAACAACAGACAGUCUGGCUCCACCGGCUCGACCAACAAAUCUCUCUACAGUAACAAGUGCAGCUACCGGCGAGGAUGUCUGCCCGACAGGAUUCUACGCCUGUUCCGCCGUCUAUCACGGUGGUUGUUGCCGCACAGGUCGGAAUUGCGAUACGACUUCAUGUCCAACUACAUCGUCUACAACUCUGACAUCAAAUGGCGUGACGAUCGUUGCACCAGUCGCUUCUACAACAGUAGGCUCCAAUAGCAACGGUAGCGGAGGUGGAAAUCGUUGCGCCAACGGCUGGUUCAGCUGUGCUGAUACUGUAGGUGGGGGAUGCUGUCCCACAGGCUUUGCCUGUGGCGCUAGCUGUACUGCAACUGAUACUGCGUCUGCGACGACCGUGGCGAAGGGACAAGCUACCAAUGGGGCGAAGACUGGACGGGAUAUGUCGAGGGUCUCCGAGCCUCUGCCCAUCAUGUCCGACGCUCCCCAGAAGCCCCUCCCCUUUGUGUACCAGUUCGCCGCCGGUGCGGUGGCUGGUGUCUCCGAGACCAAGGCUGCCGUUGCCGGUGCUGAGCACUACAAUGGCAUGUUCGAUUGCUUCCGCAAGAUUGUCAAGCACGAGGGUGCUUCUCGUCUAUACCGUGGUAUCUCCGCCCCCAUUCUGAUGGAAGCCCCCAAGCGUGCGACCAAGUUCGCCGCCAACGACAGCUGGGGUGCCUUCUACCGUGACCUGUUCGGCGUUCAGAAGCAGACUCAAGGUCUGGCUACCCUGACCGGAGCCACAGCCGGUGCCACCGAGGCCUUUGUUGUUGUUCCCUUUGAGCUGGUGAAGAUUCGUCUGCAGGAUAAGGCCCAGGCCCACAAGUAUAACGGCAUGUUGGACGUCGUCAAGAAGAUUGUCACCCAGGAAGGUCCCCUCGCUCUGUACAACGGUCUCGAGUCGACAAUGUGGCGCCACAUCCUGUGGAACGCCGGUUACUUCGGCUGUAUCUUCCAGGUCCGCGCUCAACUCCCCGCCGCCGAGCCUGGCAAUAAGAGCCAGCAGACCCGCAACGACCUGAUCGCCGGUAGCAUCGGUGGUAUCACCGGUACCAUCCUCAACACCCCUAUGGACGUCGUGAAGUCCCGUAUCCAGAACACCUCCAAGGUUGCUGGCCAAACCCCCAAGUACAACUGGGCCUGGCCCGCCAUUGGCACCGUCAUGAAGGAGGAGGGCUUCUCCGCCCUGUACAAGGGUUUCACUCCCAAGGUUCUCCGUCUCGGACCUGGUGGUGGUAUCCUGCUCGUCGUCUUCACUAGCAUGAUGGACUUCUUCCGUACCAUGCGCGGCGAGUAA